AUGAUCUACAAAAUUUGGUACAUCUUAUCAUUUGUUUUAUUAAGAAUACCUAGUUGGAUAUUUGUUACUGCAAAUGCCAUCAAGUUUACAAUUCCAUUUACAACACUCUUUGUCACAUUUAUAAUCACAAGUUAUGUUAUUUAUUAUAUUGUGAAAAGUAGGGUAUUAUCUCAAUAUAAAAAGCUAACCCCAGAAAAAGAAGAGUUAAAAAGUUUGGGUUCUUCUUCAUCUAAAUGUUCUUCAGUUAAUCUAGAUCAAGCAAGAAGUUCUGCUCAAGAUAAGAGUUCAAAACAUGAAAAGAAAAACAUCUUUUUUCAUUACGAAGAUGAUAGAUCUUUUUCUUCUUAUCUGGAUCAAUUUUUGAGUGCUAUUAAGAUUUUUGGAUACUUAGAGAAACCUGUAUUCAAUGAUUUGACUAAGAAUAUGAAGACUCAAAAGCUAAAUGAAGGUGAGAUCCUUUUAUUAGAUGAUGCAAUAGGUUUGGCCAUCGUCGUUGAAGGUAGCUUACAAAUAUACCACAACGUGUCAGAUAAUUCUGGUAAUGGUAUCAUAUCAAAUUCCUAUACUAAAAAUUGUGCUAAUGACUACAUUAAUUCUGCAUCAGUUAAUUACAGUUCUGAACAUUCAAGUAUUAGUGAUAAUCUUAAAGUUGAAAACUCCUGCUUAGAUACAAAUUCUAAUAACAGCGAAACAUCUUCUAACAAUGACAAUUAUGAAGAAUCAGAUGGAUUUUCAGAAGAUUCAAACACUUAUAUAAGGUUUAAAAAUGGUUCUGGAAAAUAUCAGUUAUUAAAUACCGUAAAACCUGGUAACCCUGUAUCGUCCUUGGUAAAUAUACUAAAUUUAUUCACCUCAAAGAAAUCAAAACAGAAUUCGAAUAAUAAUGCACAAGAAAACAUUACAAACAAUAAUUCUACUAGUAACUUGUCAAAUUCUCAAAACUUCUCUCAUUUCGGUGCAAAGGACUUAUCAACCUUAACUUUCGAUGAUGCAAAUCCUGUUUUCUAUCCUUUGCCUAAUAUAGUAGCCAGAGCUGCUACAAAUUGCACAAUUGCUAUCAUUCCACCAAAGUCUUUUAGCAAACUGGUAGAGACCUACCCUAGAUCAGCUUCUCAUAUCAUACAAAUGGUCUUAACAAGACUAUAUAGAGUUACUUUUCAAACGGCUCAUGAUUAUUUGGGAUUAACUUCCGAAAUUAUGGAGAUAGAAUACUUGUUAAACAAGAAUGUUAGAUACGAAUUACCAUAUUUUUUGAAAGAAGCUGUUGUUAAUUGUUACAAACAUACUAAACAAGCAUAUUCUACCAAUAAUAAUUCAAAAGGUAGUAGUAUUAUUAAUCUUAAUUCAAAGACUUCGAAUAAAUCUAGUUCUUCUACUAAAUCAUUUUUAUCAGAAAUUCCACUAAAAUUCAGUGUACCUAAAUCCAAGUCAAACUCCCAACUAAAUACAAACAAUAUAUUUGAAAGUUUUGGAGGUGGAUCCAGGAAUUUUGUUUUAAAAUCUUCGAAAGAUCACAGUAAUCCUGGAGAUUUAUUAUCUAAUGUUCCUUUGACGAGAAGAGAUCUUUCGACCUCAGAUGCUGUAACUCCUAUUUCAUCGAAUAAUAACUUCUCAGCUAUACUAGAUAAUGCAUUAUCACCUCUACUGGAAUUUGAAAAUGAAAAGAGACCAGUAAAAAUUAAAAAUGGUUUUCCUGAAGUUAGUAAUAAUAAAAGUGAGAAGACACAAAGAGGAACUUUAAACUCACACUCAGAUUCUGAAAAUGAUGGAAAAAUUAAAUAUUUUUCUUUGCAGGAAGGAACAGACGAAGCCACUUUAAGAUUUGCUCUUGUUGAAGCAAUUUUUAAUAUCCUAAGUAUUAAUGAAGAGAGUUUUUACGCCAAAAAAAGUCGUACAGCUUCCCUUACAACUCCAACCCUUACUCAUAGAAUAAGCAACUCCUCAGAUAAUUCACUGGAAUCAUCAAUCUACUCAACACAACAAGACUAUCCUGAUUCGGCUAUAAAAAUAUUACCAAGUGAAUAUGCAAUCACAUCCCAUAAAUUUAAACCAAAAUUAUCAACUACUUAUAAGGAGGAAGUUCCAACUUCAAUCGAUUUUGAGAGUGUUAAAAAAGAAUUUUCAGAUAAUAUUGAUUUACAAUAUCAUCCAAAAGGCGAAACUAUUGUCGAACAGAACAACAAUAGUAAAGGGUUAUUUUACGUGAUAUCUGGAAGUAUCGAUGUAACUUACACCAAUUCUCCUGGCAUGGAUUAUGUUCCUGAAAUGAAUUCUUCUAAUAAAGAAUUUAAUGAAGAUUUAAAAAAAGUUGAACAAUUUUUAUAUACAGUUGAAAGUGGAGGUAUAGCUGGAUACCUAGCCUCAUUAGUCAAUUCGAAAUCUUUUGUUAAUCUUAAAGCCAGAACUGAUGUCUAUGUUGGAUUUUUAUCCAAUCAAACUUUGGAACGUUUCUACGACAAAUACUGUCUUUUGCAUCUCAGGUUAGCAGAAAUAUUAACCACACUUAUUUCGCCAAGAAUGUUAAAGUUAGAUCAUGCAUUGGAAUGGAUUCAUCUUUCGGCAUCUGAAACUCUAUUUAAUAAAGGAGACCCAGCUAACGGAAUUUAUGUCAUAUUAAAUGGAAGGGUCAGGCAAGUAUCGGACAAACAUUAUUUCCAAUCACCAGAAUUGGCACAAGGUGAAAGCUUUGGCGAGGUUGAAGUGUUGACAGCAAUGAAUCGUAUGUCUUCAAUACAGGCAGUAAGAGAAACAGAAUUAGCACGUAUACCCAGAACGUUAUUUGGAAUACUUGCUUUAGAACAACCUUCUAUUAUGUUUAGAAUUUCGAGACUGGUCGCGCGCAAAAUCCUUGAUAUUAAUUUGGGGUCUGACGUUCCAACCAGAGUGACAGCUGAUAAUGGUUAUAAAUAUGAUUUUAACUUGAUGAUUCCUUCCUUAAACGGAAAUGCACAUAAGGGAGCUCAUCCUAAAAAUAAAAAUUCAUACAGAACAAUAACUAUUUUACCUGUAACAGAAGGACUUCCUGUUAAUUCGUUUGCGAAUAAAUUGGUACAAGCUUUUAGACAAGUGGGCAGAAACACAAUUGGACUAAACAUGAGGACAGCAUUAAAUCAUCUAGGAAGGCAUGCAUUUGAUAAAUUAGCUAAAUUAAAGCUAAGUGGUUACUUUGCCGAACUAGAAGUAAUGUAUCAAACCGUUGUUUACAUAGCUGACUCACCGGUAAACUCUAGCUGGACAAAUACAUGCAUUUCGCAAGGUGACUGUAUACUGUUAUUAGCGGACGCAAAUGAUUCAGCUGACAUAGGGGAGUAUGAGUUACUUCUACAAAAAGUUGGAACUACGGCACGGACUGAAUUAAUCCUCUUACAUCCUGAAAGAUAUGUCGAACCUGGUUCUACCUACAAUUGGUUAAAACAAAGAAAUUGGGUAGAUGCACACCAUCAUAUGCAAUUUCUUGUCAAUCCAUUAUCGGAAAGAUUAAACAUGCGUUCCCAUAAUAAGAAUGCGUCAAGACUCGCUUUGGUUGAUAGGAUAAUGAACACCGAAUUUAGUAAAUUGACACAGGAAAAUAUUUCAAAAUAUGUUCCCGAAUCUAUAAAAUCGAAGGUUGAAACAAUUUCAAGGAGAAUUAGAGGUAGAAGCCAUCAAUAUUAUUCAUCAAGUGAUCCCAAUAAAAAUGAUUUUUUGAGACUUGCAAGGAUCUUGUCGGAUCAAGCAAUUGGUGUUGUAUUGGGUGGAGGUGGUGCCAGGGGAAUCAGUCAUUUGGGAGUUUUACAAGCUAUUGAAGAACAAGGUAUCCCAAUUGAUUUAAUUGGAGGAACUUCAAUGGGUGCAUUUGUUGCAGGCUUGUAUGCUAAGGACUAUGAUAUAGUCCCAAUAUAUGGUAGGUUAAAAAGUUUUUGUGCUCGUAUUGGUUCAUUAUGGAGGAUGAUUGGUGAUUUAACUUGGCCAGUAACUUCAUACACCACAGGUCAUGAGUUUAAUAGAGGUAUUUGGAAAACUUUUGGAGACACUAGAAUUGAAGAUUUUUGGAUACAAUAUUAUUGUAAUUCUACAAAUAUUACUGAAUCUAUCCAGGAAAUACAUUCAUUCGGAUAUGCUUGGAGAUACAUCAGGGCAUCGAUGUCACUUGCUGGCUUACUGCCACCAUUGGAAGCGAAAGGAUCCAUGCUGUUAGACGGUGGAUACGUUGAUAACUUACCAGUCGAUGAAAUGAAAGGUAGAGGCUGUGAUAUUGUGAUUGCCGUUGAUGUAGGUUCAGUUGAUGAUCGUACUCCAAUGAAUUAUGGUGAUUCUUUGAACGGGUUUUGGAUCUUGUUCAACAAAUGGAAUCCUUUUUCUUCUUACCCUAAUAUCCCAACAAUGGCUGAAAUUCAAAUGAGACUAGGUUAUGUGUCGUCAGUGAACGCGUUAGAAAGAGCUAAACGCACCCCCGGGAUUAUAUACACCAGACCACCAGUUGCUGAUUUUGCGACAUUAGAUUUUGGCAAAUUCGAACAGAUAUAUAAUGUCGGUCUUGAUUAUGGUAGGAGCUAUCUUAAAACCUUGAUUGAAAACAAAAACAUGCCGUUUAUUGCAGGCUCAAAAGCGACGUUGAUUGAUACAGCGAUUCCAGAAUUCUUGUCACGGAGACGUAACAGCAUCUAA
Molecule: messenger RNA, 4647 nt
Organism: Tetrapisispora phaffii CBS 4417
Lineage: Eukaryota; Fungi; Ascomycota; Saccharomycetes; Saccharomycetales; Saccharomycetaceae
Gene: NTE1
Product: lysophospholipase
Exons: 1
Coding region: 1-4647 (1548 amino acids)
Biological process (GO): phosphatidylcholine metabolic process
Cellular component (GO): endoplasmic reticulum
Molecular function (GO): phosphatidylcholine lysophospholipase A1 activity
Source: RefSeq, a predicted model, not a curated record